AGGGAUCGACCUCUUUUGUAUUCAUGGCUUUUGCCUCGAUAAUUGAUGUUACUAAGCAGAUAUUGACGGAGCUUUUACCUGAAAACACUCAUCCAAUAUUAGCACUAGCAAAAACAGAUCAAGAAAAGCACGCAAACUCUCAACAUAGCAACAUCUUUGAAGACGGGGAUGUAAAGCACUUAUCGUCAAAUAAAUCCGAACGGACAGCUUGGAUUCGACAGUCGUACAAAAAACCGCUAGCAGCUGCUGGCGUUCCACGCAAUUGUUCUUUAGAGGUUUGCAAGCCCACAUCAGCCGACUUUGAGUGCGAAAGGGCUCGAGAGCGGCGUCUUAGACGCCAAGCAACCCAGGGUGUUGUUGCGCUUUUCAAUGCCGUUAGGCAGCACCAAACAGUCGUUGAAAAGCAGCUAGACUCUUCAGGCCCCCUGGUCUUCCAGAAAGAAAAGGUUAUAACUGGUUUUACUGCGUCUGACUUUCUCGAUCGCUUGUCUGCGGGUCUUCCAGGCGUAAAAACCAAAUCAGCAAUCUCUGAAGAUGAUGUCCCUGAAAUAUCGUUCGCAGCCGAAAACGAGCAGUCCAAAAACGCUGCCGCCAACGCAGAUCAGCAGCAGCAUGCAGACUUCGAACAUAAAGAGAAUAUCCCGCCGCCAAAUUUACAGGCGGUGCGAGACCUGCACCCUAAUAAAGACCAGGACCUGACAAUGUUGAAGAUUAGUGCUCGUCACGACAUAAUGGAGCAGAUAUCCGCUGCCGUUCUCGACCUUGUUGCAGUCGACGCGAAAUAUUCUGCUUUGACGGACCUGUGUGCGACCAAAUACGAGAAGGCUGCCAAUUCGCCUCGGCGUGAUACUCCUGUAACCGACGUCCAAAAACGGUCUCCACUAGAGGUUCUAUAUACCUUCAUGAUCGGAGAGCUACGUGAUCAAUUAAGUAGUCUGCGAUUUUUUAUUAGGGAACUUGAUGUGAAAUAUUUUGAAGCGGCAAAGUCUGCUCAAGAACAAAUUGCACGACUUGAAAUAGACAAUAGAAGACUUGCAAUGGAGAUUGAGCGUCUCCGUACGCUUCGCUAA
Molecule: messenger RNA, 1070 nt
Organism: Mesocestoides corti
Lineage: Eukaryota; Metazoa; Platyhelminthes; Cestoda; Cyclophyllidea; Mesocestoididae
Source: the annotation of a GenBank genome assembly